AGAGGUUAUCAGUCGUACAAAACAUAAGAUUUUUAAUCUAUAUGCAUAGUCUACAUAGUCGGCAGAGCUCAGUCUGUUAAGCACUCAAGUAGACACAACAAGUUAAUGUGAUGAUUUUUUCAAAUUAUUUGUUUUUCUGUUUACUACUUGUCGCUUGUUCUGUUGGGGGCAGACUAUUUCGUUUUGACUACGAAUACAAUACAUAUAUUGAUGGUUGGCUCAAACUCCAUGUAAUACCCGCCACCUGGCAUGAUGCUUGGCUCAGAUGCGAUCUUGAAGGUUCAAUUUUGGCUUCCCCAAUAAACCAUCACAUGAAACUUGCAAUGGAUACUUAUUGGAAAACAAAAAACAUUAAUGAGUGCGCCGCCUAUUACACUGGGAUUAGUGCUUUAUUCUCUAAAGGAGAUUUCUUUUCUAUUGACGGCAUAUCUUUGGCUAAAAUGCCAGUGCAGUGGGCACCUGGUGAACCAGACAAUUCCAAUAAUAAUGAAGAUUGUAUAGUCUUAACCAAUGGGUCAAUAGCUGAUAUCAAUUGCUCGGAAAUAUUUCCAUACAUGUGUUUUAAGAAAAAAACAAAGGACAUGAUUAUGACGACAUGUGGAACUGUCGACAAAGAAUAUAAGCUGGAACCUUUAACUGGAAAUUGCUACAAAUUUCACCAAGUAGGGAAAACCUGGACCCGUGCGUUUAUGACCUGUGCAGGUGAAGGGGGUUAUCUCGCUGUGAUCAACAGUCAAAAUGAAGCUCUUCACUUAAAAAAUCUAUACGAUGCGAAUUUUGAUAAAAUUGCUCCCGGCGUAAACAAAGAUGUAAUACAUAUCGGUAUGCAUGAUUGGAACGAACACGGCGUCUGGAGGACCAUUCAUGGAUUGAAGAUCGCAGACGCAGGAUACGCGGAGUGGCAGCAAGGACAACCCGAUAACUCAUCUGGCCAGUUCUGUGGUGCAAUGUUUCGCAACAGUAAAUUGGAUGAUUUCUGGUGUAGUGGCAUCGCUCCAUUUAUAUGUGAAAAAAGUCCAGACAGCCUGCUUGAACCAUAAAACCAUAAAGUUUUUCCUCCAUAUUUUUUAACGAAUAUAUCCUAACAAAUAA
This is a messenger RNA of Nymphalis io (European peacock), 1092 nucleotides long. Its product is annotated as CD209 antigen-like protein E. The coding region runs from base 111 to 1040 and encodes 309 amino acids. The record is from RefSeq and is a predicted model, not a curated record. Lineage: Eukaryota; Metazoa; Arthropoda; Insecta; Lepidoptera; Nymphalidae. The transcript has 6 exons.